Messenger RNA from Equus caballus (horse), 2848 nucleotides. The record is from RefSeq and is a predicted model, not a curated record. Lineage: Eukaryota; Metazoa; Chordata; Mammalia; Perissodactyla; Equidae.
AUGACUUGUCUGACUCCUGCCACCCUCCAGACAGUCCCACCAUCCCAUCUGAUGAGCAUGAAAUCUGCUCUUGGCUGGAGCGAGCCCACAUUUCUGAAUUUGUUUGCAGAAAAUCAUGAAGACGAGGAGUAUGUAGAAGAGAGAGAACCACUGUCCAAAAUUAACGAUCAGGGGAGGGUAAAGGACAGGGAGUUUGAUUUUCUAAUUCGAGUUCAGGCACGAGAGCUGACCCAGUUACGCCUACAGACACGGGAAGGAAGAGAGCUAUCCGUCCUGCUUAAUCAGAACCUCAAGGACCUCCUGGGCCGCAGUGACCUUAACAACCUCUGGGGGCAGGCCUUCCAAGAGCAAUUGGCUGAGGGAUGCAGGCUGUCCCAGGCCCUUGUCAGCAAGCUCAGCCCAGAAAUCCAUGAAGAGGAGGCUGAAGAACAACUGGGAUCACUGACCCCCAGGAAAUACCAUUUCCUAAUUCAUGAUCAUGCACGAAAGCUGACCCAGAUACGCCAGACGUCACGGGAAGGAAGAGAGGUCUCUGUCCUCCUCCAUCAGCACCUCAGGGACCUCCUCACCCACAGUGACAUUGGCAGAGACUGGGGACAGGGCUUCCGAGAACAACUGGCUGAGGGAUGCAGGCUGGCAGAGCGCCUUGUCUGCAAGCUUAGCCCAGAAAGCCUGGAAGACGAUGAAGAUGAGGCAGAACAAGAAUCACUGACCCCCAGUCUGGAGAGGGAGCUGCAGGAGAAGGAGAUUGCGAAGGAAAUCCUUCAAGAUCCAUCAGGUGAACAGAAUUUGACUCCUUCCAGUCCUCGUGAUCUCUCUGCCUCCGGGGAGCCCCUCAGAAGCACUGCCUUUCCGUGUGAUGAGCCUCAAGUCAGCUUGACUCUGGAGGCAGCCACUCCUUCCUGGGAGGCUUGUCAGCAAGGGCCUUUGAGUGGAAACUUGAGUUUCCAAAGGUCAGAGAUGCAAACUUCACAAGCACAGCUGGAGCCAAGCAGCUGAGGGAGCAGUUAUCUGGGGCUGCAGCUGGACCAGUUCCAUUGCAGGGAUGGCAAAGCCAGGCUUGGUCUUUCCUCCACCAUCUGGAGCUUCGCAGCCAACAGUGUUUCUGGAAACCGAGGUUCACUCUUCCAAGAGCUGGGUUUGGACGCAUCCCUCAGGAUGAAGACCCCUCCCACGCUGAAGGGUGAUGCUCUUGAGUGUUCGGAUGCCAGCAAGCAGUGGUGUCAAGUCGUUGGCCACAUUGAUGCCUCAAUUGUCAUCCAACCGCGGAUUCUCAAAAGAAAACUGCGGCUCAGCAAGUGGAGAGUAGCAUGCAGAUUCCCUGGCCUUCAAGCUUAGGGUCCAGAGAUACCAAGUACUUCUGAAACCAAGAAAAGAAGAAACCCCAUUAUGAAAAGUCGCUUUCCCACUGGAUGAAACACAUCUAAAACAGCCAAUCCAGUUCCAGCCCAAACAGAACACCAGAGGGAUCCUUUGCUGAGAAUCCACAUCACAACCGCAAACCACUCUCCAGGAUGUUUACUCCAAAAGCCUGCUUCGAUGGGAGCAAUCCCAGCCCCUCAGCCUCCAGUUGUGGUACAUCGCGAAGGAGCCCAAUGCCUAGAUGCACACACGGUUCUGAGAGACCUUAACCCUCGCUCCUCUCAAUUCCCAUCCCCUACGUAACCAGAAUCAGGAGCAAGUGGGCAAAGACAACGUGUCGAACCGGACGUUCUUUGCCACCACCAGGGCUGUGCUAGGAGCAGACAGCAGUAACCGUGCAGUGUUCUUGUUGAGAAUGCGCAGGCUGAAUUUCAUCAUGAGGUCGUUAUCAGACAACUGCAGAAUGUAGACCAUUGAACAAGACGACUGGCCUUUCUUCCAACAGUCAGUGCCACCACAAAGACGACGACAAAGAGGAGAAGAGAUAUUUUCGGUUCCUAAGGACUGAAAGGAUUGUGUUAUUGUGUUUUUUUAGUCCUUUGGGACCAAAAAUAUCUCCUCACCUUUUUGUGGUUGUCUGUGGUGGUGGUGACGUGGCCUUGUUUGCAGGGGACAGGUCAGUCGUCUGGCUCAGUGGUCUACAUUCUGAAGUUGUCUGACCAUUUCCUCAUGAUUAAAUUCAGACUCACCCUUCUGCCAAGAACACUAUACAGUUAGUUUCUGCUGUGAGCGUCCUAGCACAGCCCCCUGGAGACCAAGGAUGUCCAGUUUAUCCACCACCGUUACUGUGUGACUAGCAUUGGUCACUUUGUUCUGGAGGGCCCACGAGAUCGGUUCAUUGUAAAGAGGCAUUUUUUUUUUUCUUUCUAUCGUUAGCAAUUUGGUGAGUGGUACUUUGAGAGUGUAUGAAUAUCCUCUUCUCUAAAGAUCUUUCUCUAAAAUUUUUUACCAUCGUUAAUGAGCCCUGCUGUGUGUCACUUAUCGUAUUCCUGUUUGUACAUGGAGAUUUCCUAAUUUCGUCAUUCCUCUAUACUUGUAGUUGCUGGCACAGUGCUGUGGAAAAGAACUUUCCCUCCCCCUUUCAUACCGUUAAAGUUUCUGUUGUGACUGUCACUGUGGACUCGUGAAUUUUUUACAUUCAUUAGCAUAAUCCAUUAUACUCAGGAUUGAUUUUGUUGGAUAUGGAUUUAAGUCAAUAGAAAUAUUCUUGUUCCUCCUGUUCAUACUUAUGUGCUAACGCUUCCCCCAUGAAUAAAAUUUCCUCAGUCAUCUCUUAUUGGGUAGAGUCGGUCCUUAAAAGACUUCCCAUGAUGGAAUCAGGACUCCCCGGGGGUUGCAUGUUUAACUCUCUUGUUCUGCUGCCUGAUGCACGGACAGCUUGGCGGAAUGUAAAGGACUUGCCCACAAUGACUCUUAUUCAGUUUUU